ACUCCUUUGUGGAGGAAGGACGAUGAAGGCAAGACUGUUUGCAACGCAUGCGGCCUCUACUAUAAGCUUCACGGCUCUGCUCGUCCCAUUAGUAUGAAAUCCGAUAUUAUUUGGAAGCGCUCUCGACACGACGCUCGUGCGCAGCACUCCUCCCUCACCAAGCCCCCAAGCGCAUCUAACAUGCCUGGCACUCCUUCCGUUAUGGAGGAGACAGUUUCAGAACGGGUUCUGGUGCGACAAGCGCAGGUACUUCUUCGUCUUCGCGGCGCAGCAGCAUGGACUCGUCUGUCCACACAGUCGAUGCGGGCACUGUUGUGCCACACCUGCCACUAUACUACCCACCAACCCACCAUGAGACCCGCACCCGCCAUGGGGGUGUGGGUAUACCUGCGGGUGUGGGUGCGGGUGCGGGUGAUGCUUGCGACACCCACGGGUACACCUGUGUCAUUCCCUAGUCAUUGGUGGUCGUUGGCUCUCUCGAUCUUGUUCUCUCGCUAG
Molecule: messenger RNA, 498 nt
Organism: Suillus plorans
Lineage: Eukaryota; Fungi; Basidiomycota; Agaricomycetes; Boletales; Suillaceae
Exons: 2
Biological process (GO): negative regulation of transcription by RNA polymerase II; positive regulation of transcription by RNA polymerase II
Molecular function (GO): DNA-binding transcription factor activity, RNA polymerase II-specific; RNA polymerase II cis-regulatory region sequence-specific DNA binding; zinc ion binding
Source: RefSeq, a predicted model, not a curated record